This is a messenger RNA of Helianthus annuus (common sunflower), 1657 nucleotides long. RefSeq names its product F-box/kelch-repeat protein At5g15710. Bases 196 to 1482 code for a protein of 428 amino acids. Gene Ontology annotation, molecular function: protein binding. NCBI's taxonomy places the organism in Eukaryota, Viridiplantae, Streptophyta, Magnoliopsida, Asterales, Asteraceae. The transcript is spliced from 2 exons. The record is from RefSeq and is a predicted model, not a curated record.
CUCAACAACUAUCCAGAAAAAAAGAAAAAAAAAAAAGAAUCAAAGGAGAAGCACCCAACACCAAAUCAUUACUCUUUUUUGUUUCUAUCCACAAUCAAUCAUCAUUUCAUCCAUCAUUUGGGUAUGAAUUUCAUAUGUCCAAUGAAUCUUUCAACAAAAAAGCAAUCCAUUCGAUGAUCAAAGGAAUCUUGGAAGAUGGUGGUUGGGAUUGGAAUUGGUGAGUCUUCGAAUUGUUGGUCACGAGAUUUAAUGACCCAAUUGGUUAGAAAGGGUGAGGGUGGGUCAAGGAACACGAGCCCGAUAGGGCGAGGGGUCGGGUCAAGAAACGUUAGCCCGUCGAAACAGAAGGUGAUCAAGACGAAACCGAGGGGUUUAGAUGAAGAAACCAUGGCUAAGUUUGCUAAACCUCCUCAUACCGAUGUUCAAAUGGAAGAUGACAUAUGGGCUAUGCUGCCCGAAGAUUUGUUGAACGAGAUAUUAGCGUGGGUCCCGCCUUUCAUGAUCUUUCGUCUUCGUUCGGUUUGUAAAAGAUGGAAUUCGAUCCUGUUGGAUAACGGGUUUCUGAAGUUUCAUUCGCAAGUCCCAUCCCAUGGGCCUUGUCUUCUCACAUUUUGGAAAAACUCGCAAUCGCAAACACCACAAUGUUCGGUUUUUAGCUUGCCGUUAAAGCAAUGGUACAGAAUUCCGUUCACAUUCUUACCUCAAUGGGCUAUUUGGUUAGUCGGAUCAUCCGGGGGGUUAGUUUGCUUUUCGGGUCUUGACGGGUCAACUUUCAAAACCCUAAUCUGCAACCCCCUCACACAAACAUGUAGAAUGCUACCAACUAUGCAUUACAACCAGCAACGACAGUUGACCAUGGUUGUUGACCGAAAACAAAAGUCUUUCAAAAUCGUUGCUGCAAACGAUCUUUACGGUGACCAACCGUUGCCAAUCGAAGUAUACGAUUCAAAGCUUAAUAAAUGGUCCGUGCACCAAAAGAUGCCAGCCACCAAUCUUUGCUCGUCAAAGUUGGCGUUUUGUGACCCACGAUUAUAUCUUGAAACACUUUCACCGCUCGGGUUAAUGAUGUACGGGCUCGACACCGGCUACUGGGAACACAUACCCGCAAAAUUCCCGCGAUCUUUAUUAGACGGGUAUUUGAUUUCGGGCACCAAAAAGCGGUUAUUUCUGGUUGGUAGAGUUGGGCUUUACAGUACUCUUCAAAGUAUGAAAAUUUGGGAGUUGGAUCAUGUGAAAGCGACGUGGGUCGAGAUUACCAGAAUGCCAUCGAAAUAUUUUAGAGCUCUCUUGCGGUUAUCCGCAGAGAGAUUCGAGUGUUUCGGACAGAAUAAUUUGAUUCUUUUUACGUCGUGGAAUCAAGGGAAGGGCUUGCUAUAUGAUGUUGAUAAAAAGGUAUGGUCGUGGAUUGCGGGCUGUGCUCUUCAGUUGUAUACAAGUCAGGUAUGUUUUUAUGAGCCGAGGUUCGAUGCUUCAAUCUACUAAACUAACUGCUCGCUGUAAUCGCAAUCGAUUGUGAAGAAACCGGCUUCUAAAUCUUUAUGUAGGCUCAAAUCAAAUUACCUGUGUUUAGAUGUGAGUAUAAUUUUUAUUUAUUCUUUUGUAUACUUACUGAAAAUCUAUUAUGCAUGAAGAAUCUAAACAUAAAACAAUGUUGAAA